Messenger RNA from Dimorphilus gyrociliatus, 3396 nucleotides. The record is from the annotation of a GenBank genome assembly. Lineage: Eukaryota; Metazoa; Annelida; Polychaeta; Dinophilidae.
AUAAAACCGGAAGUGCUUGAGACUGGGACUUCAGUACAUUGAAUUUUCAACUACUAGUUAUAUUUCCAAAGAAUUAGUUUUCUUGCAAACGUGUUCUCUCUUUGGUAAUUUUUUGAAAUGCCAUCCUCAGAAGAUUUUAAGCUUGAGAUUCUUGUAAAUAAGCAGCCAAUUCACGAAUAUGUGGAUAAUAAAACAGGGAAAGUGUUCGUUGAAAGUAAUCUUUAUUCCCCAAUUUCUUAUCUUCAAAAAAUUACUGAAAAAAUUGAGGGACAAACUGUAACUCAGAACGUUCCUGUUACUCCAUAUGAAAUUCGUCUUACUACAUCAAAUAAGGCUAGAGGUCAAUACUUUAGAAUCAUGGUUGAUGGAAUGAAAAUAAAAGGAAUGUCUAUUACCCCUGGAAAAGAAAAGUACGUUACGGGAUUCCGAGAUGGUAACAAAGUUCGAGAACUUUUAUUUAGUCUACCAAACAUGUCAGAACAUAAGGAUAGAAUGACAAACGUUAAUCGAUCUGAAAUUGGUACCAUCAGUGUUGAAUGUUGGAAAGGCGUUUUAAGAGCUCGCAUUGAGGACAAGAGAAACCCUCUGAAAUUCACACAAGCAACUAAGAAGGAUGCUUAUUUAGUGACAAAAGGCCAAAGCCUUUUGCCAACGUCCUGUGCAGGGAAAACUAUAGAAAAAAAGAAAGAUACUCGUAGUGUUGAUAAAUGGAGUCUAGAGAAAAAAAUGAGCACACUAACUGUUCAUUAUCGAAUGGCGAAUGAACUUAGUGCUAUUGGAUUUACUGUAGCUGGCGGUAAUAUAAAUGCUCCUGACGUAAAAGAAAAGAGAAUUUCUGACCCUGAGAGAAAAAGGCCCCUAACAGCAGUUAUAGACUUAACUGGCGAUGAUAUUAUCGAAGAAAAAGUUCGUAAGAUCGAUGUAAUUAAUAUCGAAAAUGAGAAAAAUCAAACACGGCCGAAUAGAAAUAAAAAGAAUGGUGUAAACAAUACUGUGAUAAACAGCCAAACUAUGGUUAAAAUUGAAAAUUCAGAAAAAAGAGAUUGCUCUGAUAAAUUGAAAUCAGUCCCUACUGAAAAAGCAACUCAAAAUGAGGAUAUUGCCGAAGACUCAGAAGAGGAAGUGUCAACUCUCAUAGAAAAUAACAGUAAAUCAGAAUCCGAGAAUAAUAGCAGCUUAAGUAACCACGAAGAAGAUAUGGAUACAGAAGAGGAGUCAAAUGAAGAUGAAGAACAAGCUGAAGAAAAUGAUAAAGAGGAGACACUAGCUAAAUCAAAUGACGGAGGGGAACAAACUGAUGUAAACAAGAAAGAUAAGCAAAGCGAAGCAAAUGAAGAACAACAAAGCAAAGCAGAGGUAAAUCAGAAAAGUGAAGUUAAGGAAGAUCCGCAGAAUGAAACAAGGGAAGAUCAGCAAGAUGAAACAAAGGAAGAAGAUCAGCUGGAUGAAACAGAGGGAGAUCAACAAAGUGAAGAAAAUAACGAAGAGAAACAAAUUGCAAUAAGUGAUAAAGAGGAAAAAACAGAAGAAUUGGAAAAUAUUGAAGAAAGUAAUACUACAAAAGAAGACGAUCCAUCUUCCCAAAGCUUACAAAAUGAAGAAACAGCAAAUGGGGAGAAAGAGAAGGAAAAAUGUACAGGUGAUAAGGAAAAAAACUCCGUUGGGAAUAUAGAUAAUAAACAUACCAUGGAAAACAUUGAUAAGGAAGCCGACGGCAAUCAAAGCAAUUCAGAAUCAUUUGACACUCAAAAACAAGAGUCUCAGAAUGAAUCAUUUGCCAAUGUAGAUACUAGUCAGAAUGUCCAUUCUGUGUCUCAAUUCAAAGCCAUUAAUGAGGAUAGCGAUAGUGAAGACAAUUAUGUAUUAUCUGAACCCGAUGAAGACGGUGAUCUAAUGUCAACAUCCUCUACAGUGAUGGGAUAAACUUUUCGUAGAUCUUUAUAGCACAUGAAAAAAACUGAUCAGGAAAUUUUAUUUUUUUCUUAUACAUUUAUGCUCUCGGUUGCUGUAGAACCGAAAUGUCAAAUUUUAUCGCGAAAAAACAAAGUUUUAUUUAAAAGUUAUACAAUGAAAAGCUUUAACUUACAUAAUAGGAAAUCUUAAUUAUAGCUUAAGAGGCUUCUAGUUGAGAUCUUAAUUAUUCAUAAAGAGUCCAAAUUAAACGGCAACAAAAGAUUGGAUAUUUAUGAAUAUUCGAUUGACGGCACACUAAAUCAGCACAUUCAAUUGAAAACCUCAUAAAUACCAACCUCAAUAUGAGUCACAAAGACUUUAUUAUAAGUUCAAUAUUUAUAGCAAGAAAUCUUUCCUACUCCUGCUUAAUGAUACGUUACUUUUAUUCAACUUUGAUUUCCUAUAAUGCGACCAUAUAGAACUUUUCCGAGUUAAGUUAGUAUUAAUUGACUGCUUAGGUAAUAUAGGGUAACUUUGAAUUAUAGGCUGUUCCGAUGCUUCUCUAUAGAAUAUGGGCUGAGAAAGCCUGCUGAAUGUAUAACGAGGCAAUUGCGUCUGAGUUUCAGGAUCGAAUAUGCUAUUUAUCUCUGCCAUUGAUAAAUUACCAGGUGAUACAAAAACAACUUGAGGUGCGGCGGAAACUGUUGAUACAGAUAAUUCGCUUCCCCUUGACUUAUUUUUUAAUGAAUUAGCGGCCCAAAAUGGUACAAACGACGUGAAAAAUGUACAAAUAGUUGCAAAUAUGGCAAAAUAGAAGCAGAAAUUUAAAGCUCCUCCACUUUUCUCAAAUUCUUUUGUUUUAUUAGAAGUCACUCCCAGCCUGCUUACAAAUUGUUUUCUGACGUCUUUCAGCUUCCAAAAAUAGACUAUCCAAGAUACAGCUACCAUUAGGGCGGCUAUUACACAGAUUGUAGGUAUAAUUAUCUUGAGGCUAAUUGAUUCAAAACAAUUAACCAAUAAUGUUAUUAUCCAAGCAAUAAAAAUUAUUAUUGAAGAAGUUAUUAACAACGCCGGUAAGGCCUGCUGCCAAUCCUUUGUUUGAUCUAGCUUAACACAAGAAUUUCCCAUUUCUAUUCCAUCCAUCCAUACUAUAGUACAUUCUUCGAAUAAACCAGCAUCUAUUUGAACGCGAGUUUUCAUUACACGAUUAGUGAAUUUCGUAGAUAUUGUUUCAUCUAUAUGAAACCAAAAAUUUAAGCCUACCGCUAAUGAUAUAAUAACAAAGUUUAAAGGAAGUAAAAACAUUGUUAAGCAAGUUAAUUCGCAAGAUGCCAUGAUGUUAUUUUAAUUUAAUCAAUAUAAAAUCUAUUACUUCGGAUUAAUUAAGUUUUUAAAUUUAAAUCGAAACAAUUCUAUGAUAUCAUGUAAUACAGUAUUAAAAAAAAUUGGCCAUACUUUCGUCUUUUCUCCUUUCUUUUUUAAUUGUUAACAAGUUUAUUUGUU